Molecule: messenger RNA, 3367 nt
Organism: Prorocentrum cordatum
Lineage: Eukaryota; Dinophyceae; Prorocentrales; Prorocentraceae
Source: the annotation of a GenBank genome assembly
CAGGGGCGGCGCCGGAGGCGCCCCCAGGGGACUCCAGCGCCGAUCCAAACAAUCUGCGCGGGCGCGGACCUCUGCAAGUUUAUGGUUAUACAAUGUUUUGUUCCUCGAUGACACUAUCGCGUCGUGGAAAUAUCGGCGCUGGUAUACACGCUGUCGAAAACCGACCUAAUCCCGAAUAGUUGGGUUCAAGAUGGUUAAGUCCAGUUGAAUGUGUCUUAAUGUUGGACCUAUCGGGUCUAACCCGAUUUCAUGGCCAGUUGGGCAAUCGGGAUUCAUAGUUGCUCAUCACUAUCACGAAGACAUCCCAGGAGCUUUUGCUUCCUAGCGGUACCCCUCAGGCGCGGUCCCGCCAGCUGGCGGCCCGCCGCGUGGGCGCGGCAGGCGUGCUGUUGGCGGCGCUGCUCGCGGGCGGGGGGCGCCUCUGGAGCCCGCAGAGCCCAGCCUUGGCGGCCGAGGUGACUCUCGAGACCAUGGGGACCGAGCCGCCGUCCCUGGCAGACGCGGGUCGGUCGAGGACCCCCACCGGCAGCAUCCUGGGCGCGUUGGUGCGGCCCUGCGCCGUCAGCGGUGCCACGUGCCAUUGUGUGGGCACGCUGAUCUUCAGCACGGCCCUCGGGGACGCCGUGCGCGAGGUGAAUUCCGACGGCGAGAUGCAGUGCUCCGCCGAGGCAUUAGGCGCCCCGGGCCACUACGACAUGCGCAUCUGCUGGUGCCAGGAUGGCAUCCCGUGGGACGACGAGGUCCGCAAGGGCCUCGCGGCGAUAGUGCGACAGGGCCUAACGCCACGCAUCGACAUCGCUGCCGACGAGGAUCCGGGCCUCACGGAGGACGGGUGCUCUGCUCAAAGCGACGGCCUGUGGUACGGCUGCGUCGUGAUGAGCCGGCGUUGGGACACGAGCGUGAUCCCGCAGGCCUUGGUCCGCGCGGCGCCUCCCGAAGAGCAGCUGGACAUGACACUGAAAAAGCUCGACGCCUGCCACCGCCUCGCCCCCGACGCCUCCCUCCGCGUGCUCGGGGUGCGCAGCGGGGAGUCUGCGGACGCCGUGGCGGUGCCAGCGCGCAUCGCGAGCACCUGCUCGGUGGUCUGGCGCCCAGGCGAUGGCGUCAUGUGGACCGCCGAGCCCGUGGCACUCUACUGCGCGACGUCGCCCGGCAGCUGCACCACGACUCCAUGCGAGUGCAAGCGGGCAGCGGAUAGGAAAUUGGAGCUGCACACGGCGCAGGGGCGGCGCUGCUGGGCAUGCGCUGAGGCUGGCCAGGAGCACAACUUCCGCGUCAGCGCGCUGGCGGAGAAGGUGAAGGGUACCAGCAUGUCGUGGUGGCCGCCGUACGGGAUCAACUGCCCUCCGAUCUUGUGGAUGUUCAUGGACUGGAAGAUGGUGAUGAGCGAUUGCCCAGUGGUCUUCGGCUACAUGGUAGUCUUCGUGGGGUGCCUGCUGCUGCGCAGGGCGGAGGAGUUCACCGGCGGGGCGAUCCCCUGGACGCGCGUUGCGCCCGUGUUCGGCCCGGCGUUGAAGCGCGGAGAGGUCUGGCGAUUCUUCACGUUCACCUUCUUCCACUUGCAGUUCCUCGACCUAUUCCACAACAUGCUCACGCUGUUCGAUGCACUCGACGUGGAGGGGACCCCAGCCAUCGUCCUCGGUGACGGCUCCAACUUGAAGUGCGGCGUUGGCGCGAAGCAGAAUUUCAUGUGCUACCCGAGUAUCGGCAUGGGCUCCUACCACACGCUCUGCGUCGCAAUAAUCAGCGCCGCCGUCGGGUCUAUGACUUUCACGUGGUUCAACUUCAAGGGUGUGACCACGGGGGCAUCCGCACUGGGCUUUGGCUUGUCUGGUGCGAUCGUCGCGCUGUAUGGCCUCUACGCUGGCGCGGAGCUGGACCAGACAACCACCGUGCAGCGCAGUUUCCAGGAUUGGGUGUAUCUGCGGCUCAUCUUCGUCGCCUUUCACAUCGCAAUGGAGUUCAUCCGUGGACUGUCCCAGAAGGAUGCCGCUGGACUCUUCGCACACGCCGCGGCGUUCGCGUCGGGCUUCGCGUACGUGCUCUAUUUCCUUCCGCCGAUGGGUGAUGGCACCCUCCUGCCGUCAGACCGGCCGUACAUCGUCCCGUGCGCUUAUGACAUCCACGGGGAGGACGCCAGCUACGCGACGGACGCGGUGCCAGAGUGCAUUCGGCUCUUCUCCCAGGUGUACGAGUACACGGUUCCUGACGCCCGCGCGAAGGCCCUCAGAAUGUUCACCGGGGUAGUUGCCAUGACCGUGGCGAAUAUGUUCUUCUUGACAGGCGCAAGGGUGAGCUCGAGCGAGGCCGUGCUCGUUGCCGGGCAGGAGGUGAGCGCCGUGUGCUGCACCCGCCGCAAGCAGGGCGGCCAGAGCCCGGCGGGGGGAUCCAACAUAGAGGGCAGGAGCCUCGUGCUGUGGUGCAGCGUGGAGGGCGCCACGAAUCUACCGGCCCCAGCGGCCGACGCGGGGGCCUGGUACGUGGAGCUCCGCUGCCUGGACGCAGACCCGCGCGGCGACGUGGGGGCGUUGCUCGAGCGGACGCCGCUGGCCUCGGCCCGCACCCGGAACGAGUCGGGCAGCCAGACCGUGCAGUGGGAGGAGCCCCUCUUCCUGCCAGUCAAGUUCUCGAAGAAGGGGCACAUCCAGGUGGUCCUCCGCCGCGCCCCGGGCGGCGCGGCGCUCGGCCACGCGGCGAUAACGAUGCCGCAGGUGCUGCGCUUCAACAAGCGCGACCACAGAGACGAGAAGAUGAAGCUGCAGGCCCUGGGCGAGGGUACCACGGCGUCGUUGUGCAUGUGACGUUCAGGAGCCUCGAGCCCUCGCAGCUGGAGACGCUGCGCACGCGGGUGAGGGAGGCGAUCGCGAACACGGGGCUCCAGCGACAUCAUUUCGAGCAGCAGCUCGAAGCGAUGCAGGGAGGGGGCGUGGACGAGAGAGAGGCCCGCGCCAACGCGACGGAGAUCAUCGAGGACACCGAGGCCGAGAACGAGACGUGAGCGUGCGGAGGCGAAGCAUCCGCCCGAGCCAACGGAUUCGGGGAGACGUUGGUGGAGAAGCCAGUUCAUCGGGGGGGGUCUGAUUGGGGAUGGGGGAGGGUUGGCGACGAUUUACAAACUCUGGUGGCAGCCGAUGUGUUCCACGAUUUGCAGAUUCGGCAUGCGCCCUGCAAGGCAGUUUUCGGUUAGCUACUGGUCGCAUGUUUCAGCGAGUCGCCGAUGUGGGAGAUGUUCCCAGUGUUUCUCAGUUUCGGCAAGUACCCAGCAGAAAAGAUGGAUCGACAGUUACAGCAGCAUGCCUUCCUGAAGCAUCAACAUCGCUCGACGACGGUCUCGGUAUGGUUCCAAGAAGCCUGCGGUUGCCACGAC